GGCCCCCACCCCUCUCUGGGUUAAGCGUAGCAAGUCCUCUGCCUUCAGGACACCAAUGCGGGCCUGGGUCCACUCAGCUCCUGUCCUGCUGUCCACUGCUGUGCAGAGAAUGUGGAUCACCCACUCCUCACUUACCGGCAUACAUCUUUGCAGAGUUUGAUGGGGCGCCGGGCGGAUGACAGCGGGAACAGUUGUGAUCACUGGCGGAAUCCUAGCUACAGUGAUCCUCCUCUGUAUCAUUGCUGUCCUGUGCUACUGUAGGCUCCAGUAUUACUGCUGCAAGAAGGGCACGGAUGAUGAGGAAGCUGAGGAGGAAGAGGAAGCGGAGGAACAUGACCUUUCCCUCCAUCCCCGAGCCCCCACCUGCAAUGCCUGCAGCUCCCAAGUCCUGGACGGCAGAGGCAGCCUGGCACCUCUCACCAGCGAGUCCUGCAGCCAGCCGUGUGGGGUGGCCAGCCACUGUACCACUUGCUCCCCUUACCGCACCCCCUUUUACAUACGGACAGCUGACAUGGUGCCCAACGGGGGUGGAGGCGAGAGGCUCUCCUUUGCCCCUACACACUACAAAGAGGGGGGAACCCCAUCCCUCAAAUUGGCAGCACCUCAGAGUUACCCGGUGACCUGGCCAAGUUCUGGGCAUGAGGCCUUCACUAAUCCAAGGGCUAUUAGUACAGAUGUAUAAUCCUUUUCACCCUGAUCUGCACAUACCCAACACGGCUGUCCCAGCAGGAGCCAUGGAGUGGGGGAGGGGCCCUUCCAAUAGCUCCCCUCCCCCAGGAGCCAUUUCAGUUUCUCCGGCUUCCCUAGCAGAGAUUCUAUAGGAUGUGAACUAUUAAAUGCUUGAGGACCAGGGCUGGACCUGUCUCCAGCCCUGUGGCCCAGAGGUGGGGACCUGAUAAGUCUGCAAUGUCACCCAAUUCUCUCUGGGGAUAUUCUCUCUGACAGUCAAGCUCUAUAUGACCCCUUCCAACAAGCCCAAACCCUUUGCUUUGAUGGGCUGUGUAAAGAUACACCAGGGAAAAUUAAGCAAGGGUUAGGGAGGCUUCCAGAGACCUUGGGAGAUGAGGUGGGCAGACCUAGAAGAAAUGGACACAUAGGGAACCGUGAGGACUAGACAUCCCAGAAUUUGAGAGGAGAGAGGAAAAGGCGUUAAGGGAGCCCCUCGGGGUUUGCUUGCUGGAAUGCACCCGUGGGCUAGUUUAUACUCUAUCUUUUACUUGGGUUGCCUGUUCCCACAGGAACAUUGAGUUCUGGAGACACCACGUCUGCUACCUAGUCCCUCCUCGUGAAACGCAUCAAACUGAUGCUAAGUGCCACAGCACAUGACUGUUUAUGGGGACUAUAGCAAAAAGAGUCUAUAUAACCUGUCUCCCCUUCAAGUCCUUUGUUACGCUCCCUACUAGAGAAACUUUCCCAGAUUUUACUCAUUAUAGUUCUAGAAGCCCAGUGAACAGAUAAAUCUCACUGGUUGUUCCCAUCCCUCCAUGCUUAGCCACAUAUGUCAACUCCAUCCCCUGAGGGUGUGGGGACGCCCAUUCCUGGGGUGGGGCUGAGUUCCCUGUCCUAUUCAUCACCACCAAUUGCCAUAUGGCUUUGCCUCCUUCAGGAGCUGCAGAGCAGAAAGGUCCAGGGUAACCAACACAUAAGACAAAUCUGACCCUCUAGCAACUGGACCCAAUGGCAUUUAAAGGGGCCAGUCUCCAUGGCAACCAGGAGGAGGGACCUGAGGCAAUGCUGAAACAGUUAAGUUCCCACACCUGCAUAAGCUCCCCCAGAGGCUAUUGCAUCCAUCUGUGAUGUGACAUAAUGAACGGGACCAUUUUAUCCCAUCAGGAGAUGUGGCCUUCUCACCUGAGAUCUGGGGGUCUCCUGAAGGUUGGCUGUGUCUUAGUAAUUAGAUUUUAAGCUUGCUUGCCCUCCUUUGGCCCCUUACUUCCCAGACUCAUGGCGAUGAGCCAUUUUGCUGUCUUACUCUAGUCUCAAGUCCCAACACCUCCCACUUAUAUCUAGCAGUGGCCUUAUGGGUUUUUGUUGUUGUUUGUUUCGUUUUGCUUAGUUUAGUUGUUUUGUUUUAGUAUGUCUAUAAGUUCUCCAGUUACUCUGUGGUUCAAGGGUCACUGUUCUAAGGGUGUAAUUAAUGCCUGCACAUUCCAGAGUCACACAAUGAUAUGGAGGGUGGGCUGGGAGAUGGGCUGGUUGUUCUGAAAUCUGGUUGGCUGGUCGGUUGGUUGAUCUGACAAAGAGCAGGGUGCACCUCACAUCUCCAACUGUAAAUAAUGAACUCGGGGUUAAGGACCCACUCUCCACUCACUUUCUGUCCAUUCCUUCGCCCUGGGACAGUCAGGUGUCUGCACUGAGACAUCCGUUUUUUUCUCCAGAAAAGCAAAGCUUGCCUUGAUGGACUCUAAAUGUCCCUUAACAUUCCGAGAAUCCAAGACUUCUUAGACCUGCUCGCCAGCCUUUUCUCUUGCCUUCAUCCUGGCAGGGCUGGUUGGACUCUCCAGCUGCCUGAUUCUGGGUACAGGGACAUUUGUCGUGGGCUAGAAACCACAAAAGGCAUGCUGGGAGGAAGCCCAAGCAGUGAGAAGACAAAAUCAAAUCGAUUGCUGGUGAAGGGCAAGCAAGUCAGGGCUAGGCUGUAGGUCAGUUGAUAGAGCUCUCGCCAGGUCUGCACAAAGCCCAGGGCUCAGUCUCCAAGCUGCAUUAAACCCAGCAUGGCAGGCACACCUCUUAAUACUCGGAUGUCGAGCGAGGAAGGUAGGAACUGCUCAAGGUCAUCCUUGGCUACAUAGUUAGUUCAAGGUCAGCCUGGGCUACCUGAGACCCUGGUCUCAACAAGAACAACAAAACAUUUGUUCAACCCCCUACUGAGCAACCUCAAAAGGCCUGCACUGUCUCCGGAAGCCACAGCAGGAGGACUAAUGGUCUCCAUCUCCCUGUGCAGAGGGGAUGGCUCUGCAGCCCCAGGGCACCCAGUCCCACCAUCUGCCCGUCCUGGGCCACGUGCAACCCCUUGACUUGCUCCUGGGUCUGGCAGCUCUCCCCACCUCCUCACCACCAGCCCAGUGCCUUGCUCUCCUGUGGUCCCGCAGCUUCACCCUAGAAAACAAGGUCCUCAUACCAAUGCCUUUGGGUAAACCAAGAGAACCCAGCCAAAUGUAAGCCACUUUUAUACUAGGGGCUCUGGGUAUAAAGCACUCUUUGCCUUUGUGUCUCCUAUAGGUUUCUCAGCUUAAGCCACGAGUCAAAAUCUGGAUCCCAAGUGUCAAAGGGGAGGGGGAACACACACUUCCCUUCAGCCCACGUUGUUCAAGGUGCAGGCUCCACCCUAGGCUACAGGUCACCUGCCCCCUCACUCUUCACUGUAGCAUCAUGAGCUCCAUCCUGGGGGAAGAGAAGGUUCACCCAACUCGCUAUUGUCCCGUUAGCUGUCGAGUCUGUGCCAUGAGACACAAUUUGUGCACUCGUCAAACUGAACCCUACACAGGAAGAGAAGGAAUCGGGGACCCGGGGAUUAGCCAAUCCUCUCCAGCACCUUUGUCCACAUCACUCCACUUCUCCUGCUGCAGAUUUCUUGUCUUGUACCUUUGAUAACUUGGAACACAACCAAGUGACUGUCAAAAUAAAGGAGGAAUUUUACGUAGAAA
This is a messenger RNA of Rattus rattus (black rat), 3647 nucleotides long. It is a transcript of the gene Fam163a, whose product is annotated as family with sequence similarity 163 member A. Bases 176 to 682 code for a protein of 168 amino acids. The record is from RefSeq and is a predicted model, not a curated record. NCBI's taxonomy places the organism in Eukaryota, Metazoa, Chordata, Mammalia, Rodentia, Muridae. The transcript has 2 exons.